AAUCAUAUUUACAACCGGCUUGUUUAAAUGAAAAUCGCGUUCAGAUUUUAAUUUUUAGUUAAAACUUUUAACUGCCAAGUACCGACUGGUUAUUACUUUGCACAGUCAUUCGAAUUCAUCUAUCUCAUAGUCGAAUAUUGCUGUACUGUUGUUUUAAAUCUACGAACCAAUAUUAUAAUAGUAAUCAAAUUGAUUUCUCUAAAUGAACAGAAUGUCCAAACUGAUCAAAUGGCGACAUAUAGCAGCCGCAAUGGCUUACUGUCAGACGACCUCCAUCGCUGAUUCUGAUUAUGUGGUAAAAGAAGCCGAGGUCGUAAAUUUAAAACAGCCUGUUGAAAAUUUUACGCACAAAUAUCUUUUACAACAAACGUGUUCGCUGUCGGUAAAUGCAGCUUGCCAGAUGAUUACAUUCGCUACGGUCGCACUCGAGGAAGCUUCAAAACAAUACAAAGACGUUCUUUAUGAGUUCAUCGAUUUAUUGGAAAACAAUGAAUAUUCUGCCGAAGAAUUAGAAAAAGUGUCAAUGGAAUCCAGAUAUGAUAUUGCAGAGGCCAAGACGUUUUACUUGGAUUCAUUGAGUGCUAUUGAUUCUGCGUUACAACUAGGCCGUUCGUCUUUGCAAAUGUCAUUUAGUGUGGAAGCCAACGCUGUAUUUAACAUCAUGUCCGAUAGACUUUACACGGCCGAGCAAGAAUUGAAAUCCAUCAUGCAAGAAAUACGAAAAGUAGAAGACUUAUCGUCAGAGACAUUAUCAAACGUCUUAAAGAAAUUGAAUAAAGACAAAUAAUUAUAACAUUAUUACUACACGUCUAAUAAUUGUAAAGCGAAUAUUUUCAUUUAAUCGUUAUAUAUUUUUUGUAGUUACAAAAUAAUUUUUUAUACCGACAAUUUUGUUGAAUACAAAAAAAAUAAUAAAAACCAUUUCACUGUUUGCCGAUUUCAACUACUGAUUGACGACGAUCUACUUAUUGAAGAUAUGCUGCUUACGUCAUUGGAUCCAGCCGGCUGAUAGAACUUGUUAGUCGACUUUAUUAAAGUAUUAGAUACGUAUUUGCCACUGUAGUCUUUCUUUUCCUCCCUAGUAUUGUUGAGUUUAGCUAACAACCGGUCUUUUUCAGCUCUAGACAAUGAAGUUUCGGGCGUUGUGAACGUACUACCGCUGUUGUUCGUUUCAUUUUGAUUCGUGAGGCUGGACUGCAUUUGAAGUAAUAUUUUUUCAUCGUCCUAAGAAUAAAUAAUUGUAAAAUCGAGGAGUUGCUCACACGAAUACGCACUCUUCAUAAACAUUUGUGACUAAAAUCACCACUUACCUUCACUAAUUUGUUAAUACCGUUGUUGAAUAGCAACAAUUUAUGAACCGAAGAGUUUGUUAUAGCAGCUCUGCUAUUGUCUGGACUUUGAUUAACAAUUCCAGUUUUUUGAUUUGUUAAAUUUGAUUGCAUAUUUCUGAUAGACACAUCACUAUCGCCGGAAGUGCCGUGCAGAGAUUCUAUUACGCGGACACCUUUUUUGUACGACAACUCGCUAUUGUCUCCGUUGCCUCCAAGGUUAUGUCUCGCUACUACCGUUGUAGCUGUACUAUUGAAGAAAUACACUACCAUUAAAUACACAUUGGCAAUGAAUCAAACUUGGGCGUUUUUUUAAUUUAAAUAACGAAUAAUUAUUAUUAAAAUAAUGAUAUAUUAAUAAUUAUCAUGUAUAUUUUCGUUUAGCGAAUCAAAUAAUUUUUUAUUUUAAUUAAAUCGGUAUUUACGCAUUUACUGUUUCUUAUAAUAUUUCCUUUUAAU
This is a messenger RNA of Adelges cooleyi (spruce gall adelgid), 1787 nucleotides long. RefSeq lists its product as uncharacterized. Gene Ontology annotation, biological process: apoptotic process. Lineage: Eukaryota; Metazoa; Arthropoda; Insecta; Hemiptera; Adelgidae. The transcript is spliced from 5 exons. The record is from RefSeq and is a predicted model, not a curated record. The coding region runs from base 203 to 787 and encodes 194 amino acids. Gene Ontology annotation, cellular component: mitochondrion.